GUGACAAUUGAUGAUCCAUCCGAAACUUUUCCCUUUGAGCCCUGGUUCAUGAAGCCUGAAGGUGUGCUUUUCAGCCCGCUGGUGAAGGGCAUUGCAGGCUUUUGACAGUUCACUGUCACUGAAGGCUCCAGGGGCCUUGACUUCUGCUGGCAUUCACCAUGACCGUCUCAUGCUAUAUUAAAAGAAUGCCUUCGAUCUUGAAAAUGUCGGUGACUAUUUGAGAUUGCCCCCCAGCCCCCUAGGUUUGUUGAAAUGAGCAAUGAAAAUUAAUAAGGAAAGUCACCACCCUUAUAAUGGAUAGAUCAGGUUCCGUUAGUGUGGAUGUCAUGGUAACGAUAUAGGAAGUAAACUUAAUUUCUCACUUCUGCAAGUAGUCAUGACUACUGAAGAAAUAAAAAUUAUAAACUACAGCAGAAUUCAUUUUGGUACCUUUUAUGAAAAUCCUAAUUUUGUCUUUAACUUUGGGUAACUUUACGCUAAAGGUAUGAACAAGCCACGAGCUCAUUUUAUUAGGCAAAUACACACUAAUAAUAAUGCCUAGAAGAGGAUCAGUGCUUCACACCCGGACCCACUGGCUACUAUUGGGCCUGGCUUUGCUCUGCAGUUUGGUGCUGUUCAUGUACCUUCUGGAAUGUGCCCCCCAGACCGAUGGGAAUGCAUCUCUUCCCGGCAUCGUUAGAGAAAAUUACGGUAAAGAGUAUUACCAAGCCCUCCUGCAGGAGCAAGAAGAACAUUACCAAACCAGAGCGAGCAGUCUGAAACGCCAGAUUGCCCAGCUGAAGCAGGAGCUCCAGGAAAUGAGUGAGAAGAUGAGAGCCCUGCAAGAGAGAAAGCACCCAGGGGCCAAUGGCCUUGGCCCCCAAGUCCACAAGGAGCAAGCCCCCAGCGAUCUUCUUGAGUUUCUUCAUUCCCAGAUUGACAAAGCUGAGGUUAGCGUAGGAGCCAAACUUCCCAGUGAGUAUGGAGUCAUUCCCUUUGAAAGCUUUACCCUCAUGAAAGUCUUUCAGCUGGAAAUGGGUCUCACUCGCCAUCCGGAAGAAAAGCCAGUUAGAAAAGAUAAACGAGAUGAAUUGGUAGAAGUUAUUGAAGCUGGCCUGGAGGUAAUCAAUAAUCCUGAUGAAGACGACGAACAGGAUGAUGAGGAUGGCCCCCUCGGAGAGAAACUGAUGUUUAAUGAAAAUGACUUCAUAGAAGGUUAUUACCGUACUGAGAGAGAUAAGGGCACACAAUAUGAACUCUUUUUUAAGAAAGCAGAUAUUAUGGAAUACAGACAUGUGACCCUCUUCCGCCCUUUUGGACCGCUCAUGAAAGUGAAGAGUGAGAUGAUUGAUAUUACUAGAUCAGUUAUUAAUAUCAUUGUACCACUUGCUGAAAGAACUGAAGCAUUUGUACAGUUUAUGCAGAACUUCAGGGAUGUUUGUAUUCAUCAGGACAAGAGGAUUCAUCUCACAGUUGUGUAUUUUGGUAAAGAAGGACUAUCUAAAGUCAAGUCUAUCCUGGAAUCUGUCACAAGUGAGUCUAAUUUUAACAAUUACACCUUGAUCUCAUUGAAUGAAGAAUUUAAUCGUGGACGAGGCCUGAAUGUGGGUGCCCGUGCUUGGGACAAGGGAGAGGUCUUGAUGUUUUUCUGUGAUGUUGAUAUAUAUUUCUCUGCUGAAUUCCUCAACAGCUGCCGGUUAAAUGCUGAGCCAGGUAAAAAGGUAUUUUAUCCUGUGGUCUUCAGUCUGUACAAUCCUGCCAUUGUUUAUGCCAACCAAGAUGUGCCGCCCUCUGUGGAGCAGCAGCUGGUUCAUAAAAAGGAUUCUGGUUUUUGGCGAGAUUUUGGCUUUGGAAUGACUUGUCAAUAUCAAUCAGAUUUUCUGGCCAUUGGUGGAUUUGACAUGGAAGUAAAAGGUUGGGGUGGAGAAGAUGUUCAUCUUUAUCGCAAAUACUUACACGGUGACCUUAUUGUGAUUCGGACUCCAGUUCCUGGUCUUUUCCACCUGUGGCACGAGAAGCACUGUGCGGAUGAGCUGACCCCCGAGCAGUACCGAAUGUGCAUCCAGUCCAAAGCCAUGAACGAGGCCUCUCACUCGCACCUGGGAAUGAUGGUCUUCAGGGAGGAAAUCGAGAUGCACCUCCGUAAGCAGGCGUACAGAACAAACAGUGAGGCUGCGGGAUGACGUGUUAAAUACCACAGUCUGAACCUCAGACCAACACUGUCUAGUGAGCCUCGACUCCAGCCUCACAUUCGGUGCCUCUUCCAGAGAAGACGUGCUUACUGUUCAUAUUCUUUCUGAAAUUGCUUUGCAUCUCAACUUGAUGGGAAAUGAGAAGAAACCAAAAAAACAAAGCAUUUGAUGUCAAGCCUCUGCUUUGUGAAAAUACUGCGGAACAGUUGACAAAAUGAAAUUUGAUAUUUGUUACAAAAGUGGUUCUGAGUUCAUUUCUGUCUGCUGCCUGUUUUGAUCACAUGGUGUCCUGAUAGCAUCUGGCGGAGGGAAUGGUGUGUGCUGGGCUGUAGGCGGGUCAGUCAGACAUUUCCACAGGCCGUGAUGGACAGACAAGUCCCUUCAACUGCUGACAACCAAGGUGAUCGCUCUGCUUCACUGUGAAGUGAGAGCCUUGCCUGAGAGUGUGCAGAAUCCCCGGUCACUGAAGAAGCCAUGACAACAUGCACUCCUGCAGGUCACCGAACCCUUAACUUACUGUUGCUUAGCCUCCAAACGUUUGUUUUUAAACAAAUGGGCAAUGGCAGAUACAGGUUAGAAGCUAUGGCUUAAUUAUAAUCUAUUAUUGCAUUAUCAUGUUCAUAAUUCAUAAUCAAAGUUGCAGUAGACUGUUUUGAACAAACAAGUAAAUGCACAAACUUUUAAACACAACAUUUAAUUAUAUUGGUGUGCAGGAGACAGCCAUGUUUGGGCACAUCUGUUUAUGUAAGCCAGAUGCAUGUGAACCUUUCUGAAAAGGCUUAAAACAGAUGAACAUAGCAUGGUUUUAUAUGCAUUUGCUUCAUGCUGUCUUAUUAAGCAUGACUCCAUACAUAUUUACUCUUUAUUUUCUCAUACGUUAAUAUCUGCCACAUCUAUAUUUGCAUCUCUUAUGCUUGCGGUUAAAGAGCGUUUCACUGAAGAAGAAACCAGCGUAAUGAAGUAUCCCAUAAGAUCACUUUGAUUUGAGAAAAGGAAAGAAAGUGGAAAUUAGGCAAACAAAUCUUAAUUGUGGACUAUUUUAGAGAAACACAUGAUUGAAUGCUGUUUUAAUUAAAGUAUAAGUUAUGUAAAUGAGACGAGAUGAAUAGGAAAUUGUAUCCUGACAGGCCCGUGCUGUAAUCUCUUCACACUCCUUUUAUCAGAGUCCUUAUCUAGACCCAGAAACUGGAGCUAAAGUACAUUUUUUUGUAACUUUUGACCAACUACUUGUAUAUAACCCAUGAAAACUCACAAAAGUCUCCUCACUCAGUAAAUCAUGCUAUCUGAAAUAUAGAUACCAAAUUUUUAGGUGCUAUGUGAAUCCAAUUUUACAGUAACUUAAUUAUUCCUGCAAGUUGUAGGUUGAGAUAGUGUUUCGGUAUAUCUUGAAGAGGCAUAAAAUGUUCUCUACAGAAUAAUUCAGGCCAGUGUCUCCUUGUGUACACAGUUAUUUAUUACAGUGGCCAGUGAGUUUUCUGGUAUUGAAACUGAGAGCCCUUAAUUAUUUACAACGGUAAGCUGCUGCUUGUUUUUUGAGAUAAUCCAAUGAUGUUACUUUUACUACUAUUUUUAAAGCUAGCUUUUAAUUUAAAGGUGGAAAAUUUUCGAAAAGGAAAUGUUACUAUAUUUUUGACAUUACAUGGUACCAAUAAAGUAUUUUGUUACCAAAAGUUAAAUGAAAA
This is a messenger RNA of Jaculus jaculus (lesser Egyptian jerboa), 3853 nucleotides long. It is a transcript of the gene Csgalnact2, whose product is annotated as chondroitin sulfate N-acetylgalactosaminyltransferase 2. Gene Ontology annotation, molecular function: glucuronosyl-N-acetylgalactosaminyl-proteoglycan 4-beta-N-acetylgalactosaminyltransferase activity. The coding region runs from base 534 to 2162 and encodes 542 amino acids. The transcript is spliced from 9 exons. NCBI's taxonomy places the organism in Eukaryota, Metazoa, Chordata, Mammalia, Rodentia, Dipodidae. Gene Ontology annotation, cellular component: Golgi cisterna membrane. The record is from RefSeq and is a predicted model, not a curated record.